Messenger RNA from Rhineura floridana, 768 nucleotides. It is a transcript of the gene LRRC18, whose product is annotated as leucine rich repeat containing 18. NCBI's taxonomy places the organism in Eukaryota, Metazoa, Chordata, Lepidosauria, Squamata, Rhineuridae. Gene Ontology annotation, molecular function: protein binding. The coding region runs from base 1 to 768 and encodes 255 amino acids. The record is from RefSeq and is a predicted model, not a curated record. The transcript has a single exon.
AUGGCUAAGGGGGCAAAAGGCCCCAAGGGGAAAAAGGUCAACUUGAAAGUUGCUAAGAACUCCAUUAAGAUCACAUUUGAUGGGAAACGCCGCCUUGAUCUGAGCAAGAUGGGCAUCACUACUUUUCCCAGAUGUAUCCUGAAGUUGGCAGAUGUGGAUGAACUGGACCUCAGCAGAAACAUGAUCAAAAAGAUCCCAGAUUCGAUUGAGAAGUUCCAGAACCUGCGCUGGAUGGACCUACACAGUAACCAGAUUGACAAGCUGCCAGAAACAAUAGGAAACCUACAGAAUCUCAUUUUCCUGAACCUUUGCAACAACAAGCUAACAGCCCGGAGCUUGCCUGUGGAGCUAAACCAGCUCAAGAACCUCCGUAAUCUCAACCUUGGCCUAAAUCACAUUGACAAUCUCCCAACAACUCUGGGGGCUUUAAAGGAGCUCCAGGAAGUUGGAGUAUUUGACAAUUUACUGACUACCAUUCCAAACAGUGUUGCAAAGCUCCCCAAGCUCAAAAAGUUGAAUGCCAAAAGGAACCCUUUUCCUGGGCCUACAGAAGAGGAACUUUUUAUUGACAACAUUAAGCGCCUUGAGACUCUGUAUUUGGUGGAAGAAAAAGAUCUUUGCUAUCCAUGCUUGAGGAAGUGUCAAGAAGAGAGGGACAAGUUGAACAAACUAAAGAACACAGUGCCUGCUCCUCUCAGAAAGCCAAACUUUUCAAACCUCAUGACACCCAAUUCUCUGGCAAAGGAGAACCAAGCAGAAUGGAGGUGA